AUGGCUAGGAUAGGCGAGGGGCAGGGCUUUACCAGCAGUGUAUUUAAAAAGGCCAUCUACGCCAUCAGAGGGAAUAAUCACCAGACAAAAGGAAUGGCAUGUGCGGUUGCUAUUGAAGGACAAAACGAAGGCUCUGUUCUGUUAGUCACUGACACUUGGAAAGGCCCAGAACCAAUCAUGCAAUGUCGAUUGCUCCGCUAUUCACGCAAACACUUCGAAGACUACCAACUCAAACCUUCAAGAAUCACACAGCGUGGACACUUUUCCUCAGUUCUGUGUGAUCGGAAAGACAGCGGCUUUAACAUAAAGAGUCUCCAUAAAAAGUGUUUGAAUGUUCAGCAACUCAAGAGAGACUUCCGGGUUUACACGAUUUAUCGAGGUAAAUGUAUAGACCUGGAAUUAAAAUACAGCAAUGGUAGUUACAAUCUUGUUGACAAAAAUUUAUCUGAUCUCACAUUACGCGGAUCCCCUAUCAUUGACGAGGAUAACUCGGAAAAAUAUCUUGUGGGAGUUUUGACGAUAAACAUUGAGGGCAAAGCUGUUCCUUGUUUCCUGUCUAAUGGAAUAUUAGGUGAGUAAUGUUAAUAAUGAAGAUUGAUAUUUCAUAUUUUACUUGCUUAAAUGCAACCCUCAAAUAAACGCUGGUACAUGGUCUGAAUUAAACGCCGAGAUCGACUGUACAGCGCCACAAAAUCGCUUCAAAACAGCUGUAUAGCUAAAUAACAGCUGUUACCAGCACUUUAGAAGCCAAACAGCAGCUUAAUUCAAGUUGCAGGGGGAUGCAAAAGCGCUGUGCUGCCUUUGAAACUCUCGGCAGCAGUUUUGCAGCGCAGUUGCCGACCGUCAGAUGCUACGAAGUAGCUGCAGUAAGGCUACAAAAUCAGCUGCGGUAGAUCUGAUAGGCCACAACUUUCUUGAGCGCCAGUGACAUGAAUCGCCAGAAAACUUUGACUGUACCUUUAAGAAAUGUGAGUAAGCUUGUGCGCUGGGAAGAUCACUUAUUAAAUAAACCUCCAAAUUCUAUGCUUUCGGAAUAAUGAUUUCAAUAAAUUUCAUAAAAUUUUCAUUCCGUGACUGGCGAGUUUGGGAAUGUUAUGAGCGUCAGAUUUCACGUGUAGUUUCAUGUGACUUUUGAUGACCUUUGUUAUAAACAAACCACAUGUAACCCAGGCUCACUGUUUGUGUCACGUGCGGGUUUCAUGACAUGAGUAAAUAUAGAGAACAUAUGGGGCGAAGUUUAGGUCUAGAAAUUUGCUAGAAAAUGGAAAUAAAAAUCGAUGAAACUUACCAUGAGGCGAGUUUUUGUUGUCCUUAAUAUUCACACGAAGUUUCGAGAAAAAUAGUCUGUCUCAUCUUUCCUAGAUAGUUUUGUGGCAUAUCGUGUGCAUAUUAAGGACAACAAAAACAUGGUAAGCUUCAUCGGUUCGCGUUAAUUACAUAGGGACUUUAAGAUCCAACGACGCGACGGCGACAAGAACGUCGCUUAAAAAUUGAAUUUGCGUUCUUUCGGUCUCUAUAGUGAUUAUUCCUACCCACUUACUUUGUCGAUUGUAGGCGAACCCUCCUGAAGCUGAAUUUCAAGAGACCAUAUUCAAGCUCAGAAAGAGAAAUAAAAUUUCGUCGUUGCUUGUUUACGUCCUCCAUAAAACGGGAAAUUAGGCAUUUUCACGUCGUAGUCGUGCAAAAACGGGAAAGAAAUGUACAAAAAAUUGUGAUGCACGUGCGAAGUUGUUGUUUUGCUAAUUAAACCUAUUGUUUUUUUUGACGUUCUUGUUGUCGUCCGCGUCGUUGGAUCUUAAAGUCCCUAAUGUUAUUUCCCUUUCGCUGUUUGAAACUCGAAAAGUUUAAGGUUCAAUAUAUAGAUUUAACCAGAGCUAAGAGCGAGGCUCCCAUUAAUAAAUUUAUAAUUUAAAUCAAACAGUAAACCUGUAUUCCACAAUUCAGUUAACUUUAGAGCACAUUCAUGUUACUUUUAAGGGAAAGGCUAAGUGAUUUUCGAGAAAAAAAAAAUAAUUUGCAAACAGCCCAAGAGUGAACCAAAUAUUACAUCGAGCUAAUAGCCUCAUAUGUACACCCCAAAAAUAGCAAUCAUCUUGGAUCACAUUUAAGAGCCAUAAUGGCUCUUGAUCACUGUAGAAUAAUUAGGCCUGGAAAAAAAUUCGGGCCGAAUUUUUUGCGUUCGACAAGUUUACUUUACAAAAUCUUGCCAACAAAUCUGGGUGCGUGUAAAACAACCUUUUACAGGGGCACCCAACGAGGAUAUAGUUCAAAACCACUUAACAUAGCAUUGUUGAACGUAUUUUAGUAUUCAAACGGUAGAUAUAGGCAUAUUUUUAUCCCCUAAAAACUUUUCAUCUGUUCGGAUUUCCUAGCUGAAAAUCUAGUGAUCCGAAAAUUAUAGGGAUAAAAACUUACCUUCUCGAAAAUUUCAGCCAUGAAAAGGCUCCCGAAAAUUCUAGGUGGCCUUUUUUAGGGUCAAAAUCCGUUAAAAAUGAGUAAUUAUACCAUUUUGUAGAUGUUCGAAAAUCCUAGGGGAGGCAGGCAAGCAAGAAAUUUUGCAACCAAUUCUCCGAAAAUUCUAGAUCUCAAAUCGUCUUCCGAACAGAUAUUUUCCCGAAAAUUGCCGUUGGGUGCCCCUGCUUUUAUACCAUUUAUACAUCACAUCUGAGGUGAAACAGUACUAUGAGGUAUUGUUUUUAUCACACAGACCUCGGACAGAAUGCAGUAUUCAGAGUACGUAUUUCACAAUUUUGCAAUACAAGUUCCACUCAUUCAAUAUUCAGAACGAUCGAAGCAAGCGUUGGCUUUUAGCUAAGCCAUUAAAAAAUUGCCAAAAUCACCUAUACGGUCUGCCGGUUCUCACCUUUGCAGUGCGAGUUGUAGCGAGUAUUUGAACGAAAAUGAAUAGAGUUAAGCUCCAACAUAAUAAAGAAUUAAUUUUGUUUAUUUUUUAUUGAAAGGUUUUAUCGAUGUGUAAUCCUUAAAAGCAUUUGAUACGCGCGGCAUUUUGAGUACUCCUGCAAGCGAUGUUCACUGAAAGACUAAAAACAAACACCACAGCGAUUAAAAUUACAAGAGAGACUACCAACAAUCAAUAAAAGAAAUAUAAUUCGGUGAACAAAUACAGAGACAACAUUUUUCAUUCACAAAGACAAAUAUUAAAGUGUCUCUAAAAAUCCUGAGUCUUCAAGCUUAAAGCUUUUUAAGUGUUUAUGUUUUAAGCCGGCUUCCCGGUAUUUACUUUUUUCAAAGAUGAACUCUAGGCAAGAAAAUCGCUCAAAGCCUUCUUUUACAGCCAGAAUGAUAACUAAAUAUUCUUUGGAACGAUUUCUUUCUAUUUGCGGUGAGAAAAUGCCUAAAGGCUUUUUAAAGUUCUGUAAGCUUAUAUCAAACCUGAUACUCAGAUCACUGUCUCAAAUCUUACAAACGUGCAUAACUAAAUCACUAAAUAGCCGCGUAAACUACGCCCGACUUCAUUAAAUUAGAUAUAAAAAACAAACAUCAAAUACAAUGAUUACUCAGGCUUACCAUUCGAGAUGCAGCUCCUGAAAGGUAUCAAGUAAGGCCAGUAUCCCUUCAGACUUUUCAACCCUUGUGCAUCAAGCAAGGUGAAAAACGAAAACGAUGCCAUCCGAAAUCGGAUUUCCGACUUUGACAAGUGACGUAUUUCUCAACCAAAAACCAACUAGCCGUGAAUAACAGGAGACGUCAGAUAGCAGCUGAAUUUCAUUUCGUACAUCCAGAGGAAAAAGACAGUUAAAAACGGAUCUUACUAAUAUAAAACGGCGAAUGGGGAGGGGGGAGCAGGGAACGGGAAACGGAAGUCUGAGAACGAGUAGUCAGCGGUAACCUCCAUAAAAAUCCAAAAUGGCCGCCGACUCUCACCGAACUAUUUCCAAGAAUUCAAGCGGAUGCCGGCUCCUGAUUGGGCACAAAAAAUGCUUUGUACUAUUGUGCCCAAUCGGCGAACGUUUGGGAUGCUAUCAGCAGGAGCAAUUCAAUUUGCCCCGAGAACAUUUUGUUUUUGACCCAUCACACUGUAUCUUAAAUAAUAGGAAGGUAAAGAUGCGGCGCCGACGAGAAAGUCAAAUAAGCAAUAGCUUGACAAGGCAAAACAAUAACUUUGCACGUGCAUUACAUUUUUUUGUACAUUUCUUUGCCCUCAACUGCACGACUACCCGUGAAAAUGCCUAAUUUCAUGUUUUGUGAAGGAUGUAAACAAACAAUGACAAAAUUCAUUCUUUUUAUGUACUUGGAUAUGGUUGAUAGAAUUCAGCUCCAGAAGAGUUCGCUUGCAUGAUUGCAUUUGACAAAGUAAGCGAGUUGCAUAGAAACUGAAAAAAAGUGAAUUCCCCUUUCCAUGCGACGAUUUCGUGGUUGUCAGCCGUCGUGGUAUCUUUUAAAAAAUCCCUAAUAUUUGGGCAAGACGUGACCGAUGCAAGCGUAAAUACCUGUCUUAAGCUCAAGCUUGUAUUUAUGGAAAACCGUCUUUUGUUUUCGGGCAGACAGUAUUUUGAAAUCAGACGGGGAUUUUAUAUCAAACUGAAAGUUUCCUGACUGCGUGCAUUUCUUUGGUGCAUGAGCCAGACAAGCCUUGAUCGAAAAAAUAACCGUCGUGUACGAACUCACGAAAAGAACUUAGGAGAAACUGUUCGCCGAUUGGGCACAAUAAUACAAAGCAGUUUUUGUGCCCAAUCAGGAUCCGGCAUCCGCUUGAAGUUUUGGAAAUAGCUCGGUGAGAGUCGGUUCCCAGGGCCUCUUUCGCCAGUACUUGAAAACUUUCGUUCCGCCUUUUCUCCCGACCCGACUGACUGCCCCUGGGUCUCCGAAGAUGGUAAGAUCAAUGAUAGAGAAGCGUCGAAACAACACUUAAGGUCCUUAUUUUACUAAUGAACUAUCUGCUCAUGAGGUGCUUGAAAUAAUGCGGAGGUAAUAAUUUCAUGACAUUUUUCACCUUUUUGCGUUUUACUAAACAUCAAAAUAUGUAUGCUUCAACAGCAGUUGAAAGAAGCUACAGUCGGGACAAAAACUCUAAAAGCACAGCCAUAUUUGGAACUCAAGCGAAUCUAUACUGGGUCUAACUCACAAAGCAAUGAACUACUUUUGCUUGGCGUGUUUCGGAGGGUUUUGGCUUAAAUACAUGCUGAAAGAUAACGUAGAUCGAAGCAGUCAGGUGUAUUUCCUCGACAGUAAUAGUGUAGCAGUGGAGCUCCUUCCUAGCUGUAGCGUUUUUUCAAGCCCAAAUUAAAACAUGUUGGCGAUGAGAUAAAACUGUAAGUCUAAUGAUAUUAUAUUUACAAACCUAUGAUGAGAAGUAAGUGCAAAUUGUAUUAUUUGAAAAGAUAAGAUGGAUCAGGUUAUUCAAUACAUCAAUAAAAGGCAACUUCAAACGUAUUAAAGGGCAAGGUGCCAGGAAUAUCAACUAUACCUUGCUCUUAAAGAUGUCAGUUAUUUCAAAGCAAAAGGCUAUUCUGGUGUUUUUAUUUUAUUAUAACCUUGGUUUAAAUUUUGCUUCCCUUUGUUUGGGGGUACGGUAAUAUGAAUUUUAUGAUUAUGAGUUCAAAACAAAGAGAAUAAAAUUCAAACUUAGGAUAAAAGUGAACCACAACUGAGCUGCAAUUUUAAGUGUUGCAAGUAUACAUGGGGGAAGUACUUUGGUUGGAAGGUACUUUCUAAAGGCUUGCUGUUAAAAUAUGCAUAGGAAGUAUACUUCCUCUGUUUAGCCCUCGGGAUGCUUUUUUUUUUUUCAAGGGCGACUCCUUUUAAUGUUUUUUGCAGAAACAAAACAUUAUUUUUACUGUGGAGAAAAAUAUUUCAAGCUCAGUGUAAAACUGAAUGUGUCAGUGACUUAAACCAGUUAAUAUUGUCAAGCAGCUUUAUUAGCUUGAUUCAGUAAUAUUGCAGUGCACCUACCAUCAAGCGUCACAUCAUCAAUGUUGCAGAGGUUGGCAGCUUAUUAGAAGGUGGUUGAAAAGCCUUCAAGCAAGCUCUUUGUAGUUUUAGAAAUAAAGUCUAAGGUCUCACACAAGUGAUGAGAGGCAAAAGAUUGUAGUGCCAAUUGUUGGUUUUCACAUGACGUCACUAAAAUUCAAACUAGAAAACUAUUAUCCUACCGAAAUUUUACUUUUUCGAUGCAUUAGAGCAGCUGAAAACUAAUUUUCAUACAAAUUUUUGCUUCAAAAGGGUUCUUGGUUUUGUGAUAGAGUACGCUUGAAUUUCUAAGCUUUUGCGUGACGCGGCAUUUACAUGACAGCCAAGAGAGCUGUCAUGUAGGUUAAAAAAAUUACUUAUUUCAGGAAAUUUUGCUAUCUAAACAGUUCAUGUAUUAGAAAAAGUAUUACUUUAAUGUUUAUGAGUUUCUUGACGAAUAAAUUCACGCUUUUUGUUUCUGUUGGUUUCCGUCCGCCAUGUUGGAGCUCAUCCAGGUGAGUACCAGCAUGGCGUCUCCAUACAAAUCUCUAUAAGUUUGGGUAAAACAUUUCUUCGGAUAUCUCGAAUGCGAAAUAUUCCUCUGACCUGAAUCUUGGCGAGGGUCUUUGUAUACGUACCUCCUUUCAUUUCCCAGAUUAAGGACUUUAUCUAUUGGACGAUUUUCAUUUUUAUUUUGAUCUAUUUUGAAUGGUGUGACACUGAAAACCAGCAAUAUGUUUUUCAGUAAACGUGCGCAACUGUAUGUGUAUAGUGGCCACAUUACACUUACUCAAUGUUUCAUGUAAAAUAACACAACAGAUCUUGAUACCCAUUUUCACUGAUUUUAUUUCCCCUCCAGGGGGCAUAAUUUCUUUUAACACAUCAGGGUUUUCAAAAAAGGGGCAAAAACCUUUUAUAUGAAUUAAAAUUCAUUUAAUGAAGCACAGUAUCAAAGAAAUUAAAGAGAAGAAUCAGACUAGAGUAACAGUAAUCCAGAGGGAAGGGGGGGGUACUCCCCGAAGAGGCUUUCCCCAGGGACCAACCCCUUACCCUUUGUAUGUACCAUUUUAGACAGAAAAGGUACCCCUUUUGUUUACCCUCUAGUGACAAAUGGUACCUCUUUCGCAUACCUAAUUUUGAACGCUGCAUCCCUUUUUAACUGCUGUAAAUACACCAUCUUUACAAUAUGAAUAAAUCGCUAAUACAGGUUUUCUUGUCUCUCACAUCCAUAAAAUGCAUCUGUGACUGAUCUCAUUUGGUCCCUUUCAUAUACUUCAACUAUGAAAACCCCCUCCCUUUCAUGUACCUGAAGCCUGAAAAAGGUAUUCCUUUCGGGGGAAGCCUCUCUGUUUAGGCCAUUAUAGUACCCCCUCCUCCUGCACCGAGAACAGUGCUUGAUACAGUGAUGUUGUAUGGUAUGAAUUGCACCAAACGUUUCGUGCCCAUGAAGAGGUACUUUGAUUAUUUUACGACAAUUUUCAUUUUUCUUCAAAAGAAAGGGAGGAGAUUGGGGUCUCAUUCUUAGGGGGGGGGGUUAAUUGAGGAUCUGCAGUGAGUGAGAAUCUUGCAUUCAAUGCAAUCCAAUGGUUUUGAUUCAGGAAAGGGUGGUCAGGGGUAUUUGGUAGAAAGACAAAUGGCCACUGUACAACUUUGAAGUUCACUGAUUAGGGUGAGGAAAAUGAGUGAAUUAGGUUCCAUUAGGGUCAUUAUACUGGUCUAUACUGGGCAAACUGACCUGAAACAAGUUGUUAGACAAAAUAAUAAACUGAUAUUAUUUUAUUUUCAUUUAUCAGUGAAACACUUCUAUAUCGUGAAUGCUUGCAGUGUAGUAGACCUACUAAUAUUAAAACCAGAACCAGAUUUUUAAAGGAGUCUUACUAAUUAUGUGAUGACAUGGUCAAAAACAUUUUUCAAAGCAGUCAUCUCUAUCAAAGGAAAUAGGAGAAGUCUGCACGCAAGCUACCUGACUACGUCCAUGUAUGUUAUCUAUCAUGGAAAAGUAGUUCAUUGCUUUGUGGGCUAGACUCAGUAUAGAUUCGCUUGAGUUCCAAAUAUGGCUGUACAUGUGCUUUGGGAGUUUUUGUCCCGAUUGGCUUCUUUCAACUGCUGUUGGAGCACAUUUUGUUUCCUACGGAUAAUUGUUUAGUAAAACGCAAAAAGGUAGAAAAUGUCAUGAAGUUAUUACCUCCGUAUUAUUUCAAGCACCUCAUGAGCAUAUAAUUCAAGUAAAAUAGCGACGUUAUCGGUUAAGUUUGUUUCGACGGUUCUCUAUCAUCGAUCAUCGGCCAUAUUGGAUUUUUAUGGAGGUCACCGCAGACUACUCGUUCCCAGACUUCCGUUCCCCGCUCCCGGCUCCCCGUUCCCCGUUUUAGUAACAUGCAAAAAAACCAUCACAAGUUGACACAAAACUCUGUCAGCUUCAGCUGUCAAAGUAAACAAGAUUGAAGAUGCUGCAUAAAUUUUCCGCAUGAACUCACCUGUCAAAUUUUGACCAAUCAGAGCCAGAGCAUAAAAAUUGAAAGUAGAGCGUGACCAACGCGUGACCAUGGUGAGCAAAGUCAAAAGAAACUGUCUUUCCUGCCUGUAACAGCUGGCUGAAUUUUCGCGUCCGAGGUCAGUUUGAAAUCAAAAUAUUAAUUGUGUGGCACAUAAACACAAUAUAUUUUAUAUGAAUUUUUAAAAAAAUUAAACUUAAACGAGCUGUGCCACGGCAGUCCAGUUCGUUUUGUUUAAUUUUGCUGUUUACCCGCCCUCAAUCGCUCUGGAACUUAAAGUAAGCAAAGAAAUUACAGGUAAAUGACAAAAUCAGAGAUCCAAGACAAACAAAUAUGUCUCCUGAACAUUAUUUCUGAAGUUGCAAGCAGCAGGGAUCAACUUUGAAAAACUGUUAGGCUGAACAGUUUUCAAAAACCCUAAUUUCAAUCCGUUUCAAUCUUCUCAGUUUUACCCAUCCGUGGCAUCUGUUGUUUCUGUUAUGUUAAAGUUUUAAGCGGUUAUUUUUAUGUUUCUCUUAAUUUAACGGGCAUUUUGUAAUUUCUUAAUUUGGCUGAAUUUCGUGACACAGCUCCUUUAAGUCUGCGAUCAUUUGAAAACUAAAAACUUGUCAGCGGAUAACUUCUAAAAAAUAGUUGACUUCGUCAAGCCCCGCUAAAAAUCAGGGGCAGCCAUCGAGAAUAUAGUUCAAAACCACUUAAAAAUGGCAUUGUUGAACUUAUUUUAGUAUUUAAACUGUAGAUAUAGGCAUAUUUUUAUCCCCUAAAAAUUUUUCAUCUGUUCGGAUUUCCUCGCUGAAAGUCUAAUGAUCCGAAAAUUAUAGGGAUCAAAGCUUACCUUUUCGAAAAUUCCAGCCAGAAAAAAGGCUCCUGAAAAUUCUAGGUGACCUUUUUAGGGUAAAAAUCCGUUAAAAAAAGGCAAUCAUACCACUUUUUGGAUGUUCGAAAAUCCUAGGAGAGGUCACAAGCAAGAAAUUUUACAAAAAAUGUCCCGAAAAUUCUAGAUCUCAAAUCGUCUUCCGAACAGAUAUUUUUCGAAAAUUGACGUUGAGUGCCCUUGAAAAAUGUCUAAGCAGAAGAAUAAGAGUAAUUUUAAGGCCAAGAGCAUGGCAGAACUGAAGGAACGAUUAGUGCUUGUAGUGCAAAUUCCCGCCUCAAGGCAGGUAAAAUGGUUUUAACGAUGGAACUAAACCUCGGAAGAGAUAAAACUGGUGAUGUAGGCAAAUUUCACAAGGGCGAUCACAUGCUAUUGAUUUCGAAUCCAUUUUCGCUAAACACACCGUUUGGCCAUUUUAUAUUGUUGUUUGACAUUUUCCUUUUCAAUUGUAUUUUACGGCAAACAGGGACUCUUUUGAUGAUGGUAAUGUUGAUGGUAUUUACUAACUGAAUUUGAAUCAAGAGGCUGUUCACAUAUUUGUAGCAAAAAAGUGCAGGCUUUUGUGAACAUUUACUGGGUUUUUAUUUAAUAGUGUAGAGACAGAAGGAGACAGUGUACUAGAGGAUAUGCUUCAGCCAAGAUAAGCAUAAGGUUACUUAUAUUUAACCGUAUAAAAGGCGGUCGAGACGAAAAUGUAAGCACACUGCGGUAUCAUGAAUUAUAUAUGUAUCUGCACCAUUAGUUUAAUAUUUUCAGGUUUAGAUCCACCGUGCAACACCAUUCUUUCAACUGAAGAGGAGAUUUACACGCGCUUAUUGAAACUCCAUGUUCCGGCGAAUAUUUUUUCUGUUUUACGUACUACCACACUCAAGGCGGUUAAAGUCACUCCAGAUCUUCUGCUUUGACAUUUUGAACCUUAAACUAUUCGAUUUUCAAACAGCAAAAGGGAAGGAAAAUAUACAGGUUAACGAGAACUGGAAAUAGCGACUCUCGUAGUUCAUACAAGUACAGUGGAAACCUUAAGCAGCCAGGACGAGUUUGUGGACGACGACGAGAGAAGAUGAGUAAGGUCUGGGUCGAGAACGUCGUCCAAAGCGGGAAAAACAAAUGUUCAAGCAAGCUCCCGUCUCGGCUUGUCGCCGAAGUAGGUAGACUGCACUGAAUGCCUUCGUUUAAAGAAAUACGAGAGUUGCUUCUUUUUAGCGUUGAGAACAACACAAUUAACGAGGAAGAAUUUUUCCUACUCUCCGAAGGAUUUAAAUACAAAAUUUGCUACUGCUGCAGCCAGCCCUUUUACAGCUCUUUUGCAGCGCUUCUUGAAGCCAUUCUGCAGCGCUGCAACAGCGCUGCUUGUUUGGUUGGGAAAAAUUCUAAAUAACACCGUUCUUUAAUAAAUGCCACACCCUAUCAGAAGAAUGCAGCAUUUAUUGGACGAUUCAUUAACAAUUAUUCCUCGAACCCGAGUGGGCACUGAGUCAAUAGGGACCUUACGAUCCGACAACGGCGACGUCCAUGACAACGUCGCUGAAAAACAGACUUCGCAUCAUUUUAAACUUUUUCGCGAUUAUCCCAAUUCGCCCUGUUACUUAAAAGAAGGGGGUUUUGGAAAGAGCUGAAGAGAGGCGAACGCGCUCAAGUUCGGACAGAGAUGGUACAAUUUAUCGCCUUACCGUUCCCGUUCCCGAGUAAACUUAAAAUUAGGUCAUUUCGCAUCGCAGUUGUGCAGUGAAGGCAAAGAAAUGUACAAAAAAGCGUGAUGCACGUGCAGAGUUGUUGUUUUGCUCAUUUAACCUAUUGUUUUUUGACGUGCUCGUUGCCGUCGUCGUCGUGGUUUUGGUCCUUAAAAGCCCACGAGGCCGAAGGCCUAAUGGGCUAUUGACUCUGAGGCCAUGAGGGCAAGAGGAAUAAUUUUGACAGUUUUAGUAAAUCCAACUACAGGUAGUUGGUCAAAAAUAUCGAGACAAAACAACUUAAGCUAGCAACAUGCGAUUCAGCCGCCAUUGUUUUGGUUUUCAAGGUUGGCGCUUUUCUCUACUAGUGGGCUAUAACACCUAGCCUAGUAGUAGCUCAACCAAUCAGAGUGCAGUAUUGAUAAUAAACGACUAGUUGGAUUUUACUAAUAAUGGUUAUUGGACUGAGUGGAGUCCAAUUCAGUCUGAAAUAAUGUGAGUGAUUAACAAAAUUGGGCGAACGCGUCGCAGGAGUCCAUUUUGUUAAUCACUAGUAUGAUUUCAGAGUGAAUUGGAUGACACGAAGUUCUGUUACCAAUUAAUCGUAACUAUAACAAAAUUUGUGAUGUUUUAGGCUUUUUUCUGAUUAAAACACAAGAAAUUCUGAGAGGUUUUUUGCUAGCAGUGAAAAAAUCCAUUUACGUGUGCGCGAGUGAUGGCACAUACCGUCCAAUUACAUGACAUAUACUGUCCUAUUACACCGUCCUAUUAGUGCUGAAAUCAGGACAGUUGAUAGCCAAUCAGAUUUGAGAAUUUUGUUAUACAGAGUUAUGAUUAUUAGAAAAACUUGAUACAACUUACCGAGGAUAAUCUACACAAUCCAGAUUAUUAUGAUUCUAUCUCAGCACAAAAGGCAAGAGCAAGACGUAUACGAACAUAAAGCAUCUUUCUGCUUUACAUACAUAUAAUACAUGUCUUAUUUACAAAUGUUAAUCAUAAUUUCUGAAUUCAAAAUGAAAUGAAUUAAGGUCAUCAGAAAAGGUCGUCUGUAGUGUUUCAGGACACCAGAAGACACUAAGUCUAUCACACAGUUAGAAAAAAAGUCAACAUGGUUUCUUUACUCCAUCUUCACCGCUUAACUUACAAUUCCUGAAUGCCAGUACCCGGCACACCACAUCUCCAAUUUUAAAUUAAGUAGGGUAGCAAAAUGAAUGGAUAUAUUUCUCGAAAGGACAGAAUUUGUAAUCAUAGAUGGCAAACUCCUACCCAAAAUGACUUCUUAGAAAUUUCAUUGAAUAAACAGGUGAGUCAGACAGGUCUGUUCAUAGUAGAGCUGACUCCUUUGAUUCUAUUUUCUUGUGACCAUCUCUCAUUUGCUGAAUCAUUUACUCUAGUAUUGGCAAUUUGGGUUAUCGCUUAUGGGAGUCUAAACUGUAGUAUUUAGUAUAGUGUAUAGUGUAGUGAAGUAUUUAGAUUAUACGUAUCAAUUUUUCUUGAGACGACAAAUAUGUAUGAAUUAUCUGAUUUACAUGUACUUAGCAUCAAGAUUAUAUGAUAAACAGCUAUCCAACUUACUUAUCAUAUACCCUAUUUCCGGAAAAUGUGUACUUGUUUUGUUAAAAUGUGACAUUACUUCUUAUAGAACAGCCUGCAUUCACCACACAUCCUAAAAAUCCUGAGAUAUUCAGGGAAGGGGGAAGUAUAACCUUUUCAAGUGAUGCAAAUGGCAUUCCUGAACCAACAUUUUCUUGGACCAAAGACGGGUCUGAGGUAACUGCCGACGAUAGAAUCAGUUUAUCAGCAGAUAACAAACAACUGAGUCUUACAAAUGUGAAUAGGACAGACAGUGGAGAAUACAGAUGUGUGGCUACCAACAGUGUGAGGACAGUUUACUCAGAUGCUGCUACAUUAACAGUGCAUUGUAAGAAAACUUUUACUCACUUUUUACUUGAACCCAAUUGAAAAAUCCUAUAGCGCUAAGUAACAUUCUUUUACAUUCCUUCCACUGCUCCUAUCCUGGAUUAUCUCAGUCACUUCACAUGAGCACUGAAUUUCAAAAAAAGGGCUUGUCAGGUGCUCCUCGAACUUGAUUACCUUUCAGUAUUCUUUUAUUCAGAAUCGAAAAAGUUGUACAAUGCUAGAAAACACAAUUAUUUUGUAUUUGUGGUUUUUUUUUGCUUAUCAAAGGAGCCCUGCUUAUUUCUAUAUUCAUAUUAAUAUCUUGAUAUGAGAAGUGUCUACAUAUGUAACUCAAGUAAACUCAGUUUCUUGUACAUGGUCUUGGACUGUCCAGAGUACUGCUAAGGUAAACACUGAUGCUGUCAAUCAAUACAUUGACUGUGAUUAUAGAGUAUCUCAGUAUCACGUUUACCUCUAAAAGACUUAUUUUCUUUUGUCAACACAUAUAGCAGUCUGUUAGCUAAGUUUUGUUUUGCCAGUGUGUCUUAAGAUCAUUGAAGUACAUCCUUAACUUCAUUCCCAGUGUUCUCCCUAAAUUUUAGCUUAGCAGGUAAUGGACCAAUCCUGGCCGGUUAGGCAAAAAGUAUGCGCCAGAGGCGCAAUUUCCUGCGAGAGGAAGGGGGGGUUAGUGGAGUGAGGAACAUUGACCCCCCUUGCUGGAAAAUUUAGGAGCUUAGUUCUCUGAAACGUCAUUCCCUUAUUUUAAGACCUACAUUUACUUAAUGCGAAUCAAACUGUUGUAAUAUUUAGACAACAUUUUAAAACGUUUGAUUCCAAUAGUUUUACCAGUGCCUUGAAUGUUCUCUUUCUAAAAACAAAGGCUGCGGUAUACUUUAUUACUUUUCAAUAUCCUGGUAUUCAUUCAUUCCUUGUGAGAAUCGGAUCGGAUCACAACUUGCUUUAUUUUUUAAAACAACUAAUUUGAAGUGAUUAAACUUCCAAGCAGUUUUAGGCGGUAAGAAGUGUUGCUUUAAGCUGUAAAAUUUACCGGUUACUAACUGAUAAGGAGAACACUUCAGUCCUUAGUUAUUUUGUAAGUAGAUAUUAAACUGAAAAUGUACUUCACUCUCUUAGGAGGGUGCAUUUAUUUAUUAAUUUCUUAUCACAGAUCAGCCUGAAUUUACAGCACACCCACAGAGUCAGACACUGGUGCAAGGAUCAAGUGUAGCCCUUUCAAGUGAUGCAAAUGGUGUUCCUGAACCAACAUUUUCUUGGACCAAAGAUGGAUCUGCUGUAACUGCCGACAAUAGAAUCAGUUUAUCAGCAGAUAACAAAAACCUGAGUAUUACAAAUGUUAAUAGUACAGACAGUGGAGAAUAUAGAUGUGUGGCUGCCAACAGUGUGGGCACAGUUAAGUCCAAUGCUGCUAUGUUAACAGUACAUUGUAAGAAAACAUUUACUAACUUUUUACUUAAACCCAAUUGUGCAAUCCUGUAGCACUAAAUAACCAUCGUUUUACACACCCUCCACUGCUACUUUCCUUGAUUAUCGUGUGGCACGAAAUUUUUGCGGGUCCUGAUUUUUACGAUUUUUCCAGCGAUCCGCAAAAAUAAGUUCCCGCAAAUAACAAUUACCUCAAACACUUUUCCCGCAAAAAUUUACUCCGGAGUAAAUUUUCUCUAACUUAAAUUCGCUACACAAAAAUAUAGUACUAAGAAAUUGUGUCUGUUAAAUUACAUAGGGUACGAAUAGCGUAGUAUUGUUUAGAAAUAAUAUUUCUUUUCCACGUACUUAACAAAAACGAAAAUAUUAUCAAUGCUGGGCACUGGGUACUUUCUGAAAAUCGCAAAAAUUAAAUUCCCAGCAAGAAAAAACCAGUCUGUGUUAGUCGCAAAAAUUAGUUCCCGCAAAACACAAAAAAUGGCCAAUCUGCCAAAAUAAACUCCCACAUAAAUUUCGUGCCACACGGUAUCUCAGUCACUCCAUAUGAGCACAGCCGAUCUUCCGUAACAUAGAGGAAAGAAAAAAGGGCCUCUACUUUGAUUACCUUUCGCUUUUCUUUUAUACAAAAUCAAAAAAGUUGUGCAAUGCUAUAAAACACAUUUUUUUUAUGUUUUUUGCUAAGGGGCAAACUGCAGUGUUGGUUACACAUGUUGGUUAGUAAUUUUAACCCCGGCCAAACCCAGUUUUUGUGGUCUUGGAGUAAUGUCCAGACCACUACACCUUUUGCUGUUUAUUAAGACAAAAUAGGCAGUCAUUUGCGUGAAAGGGUGACCAAUAGCGCGCAGAUACAUUCAUUAACGCGAAAAACCGAACAUUUGCACAUAAAUGACAUUCAAUUACGAUUUUUGCACUUUAAUCAACAUUCACUAACAUUUUGGGACAUUCGUAUGUGUCAUUCGGCACACAAAAGAGAAAGAUAUACUUUCAUUAAGGCCAACAUCCAAGUCAUUUACACCAUCUUGAAAGUCUAUAUAGGGACAUAAGACAACCAUUAAAGUGCAAACACUACUCAUUAACAUUUUUAUUUCACUGUUUGCAAUUCAAUAGCAUUCCUGGACGGCCUUAUGACGGUUAAGACAAACAUUAAUGCGCUUGAACAAUCAAUUGAGCAAUUGAACAAUCAAUUCAAUCGAUUUUCAAUUAAAAAAUAGAAAUUCAAAAAAAAUUGGCCAGAAUUUUUACGCUACCUGGUUUAAAGAACCACGACGUACUGUGCCCCUCUGUGUUUGGCCUAGACUGCGGCUAUACAUUUACGAUUUGGACGGCAAAAAGUCACGGUAGGGAGCGACAGGGAGAGAGGGCGUACCGCCAAGGACGAAACUUGACUAUGACCAUGGCAAUACAUGUACAUGUAUCACCUAUCAAUGUUUUCCUCAGCAGCUGGUGGUGUAAUGAAUGCUCUUUCGGUUAUUCGGUAACUUCCCGGCACGGGCGAGGACAAAUAUGGAUCCCCACGGGUGGGUGAUCUUUGGGUAUGACAGUGCUGCCCCACCGAGAUCUGGCCAUUCCCGCCUCAUACGUACACAGUAUAUGCUCCCCCCUCUCGACAAUGUGGAAUAGGCACAUAUUACAUGUAAGCCGUCUGAAAGCGACAAUGAAGGCCGACAUAUCGCGUCCGGAAAUUCAAAGAUGUAUGGAUAACAGGAAUGAGACAAAAGCCCUAAAAAUCCCAAUAGGGGAGUUUCGCACACAACAACUGCUUGAAGCACUGCGCAGAAACAUAGACACUGUGACCGCAGCUAAAUGUGCUAAUGGUUACCACUUCGUGCAAACUUACCUGCCAAGAUGCAAAAUGUUUAAAUAGAGAGUUUAUUGAGGGAUAUAAUUGACUAAAAUCCAGGCCAAAUUUGUUUGAAUUUAUAUUAUUUUAUUGAAAAUCGAUUUUUGUGCAUUAAAUGUAAGGAACACGCAAUUGAUCGUACAAGCGCAUUAAUGUUUGUCCUUCGUAAGGCCGUCCAGGAAUGCUACUGAAUUGCAAACAGUGUCAUAAAAAAUAUUUUAUGAAUAGUGUUUGCACUUUAAUGUUUGUUUUAUGUCCCUACUGACUUUUAAGAUGGGGUUAAUGACUUUGAUGCUGGCGUUAACGAAAGUAUAUCUUUCUCUUUUGUAUGCCGAAUGACGCAUAUGAAUGCCCAAAAGUCUUAUUGAAUGUUGAUUAAAAUGCAAAAAUCGUAAUUGAAUCUGAUUUAUGCGCAAAUGUUCGUUUUUUCGCGUCCAUGAAUGUAUCUUAACGCUACUGGUCGCCGUUUCACGCAAACGAAUGCGUAUUUUCUCGUAAUGAACAGCAAAAGGUGUACUGCUUAGGUCAUCACUCACUCUUUCAAUCAAUACAUUGACCGUGAGCAUAGAACAUCUCAGUGUCACAUGUACUUUUAAAAACUUUAGCUACAAUCAUUGUCAAAAGUGUUGGGUAGGCUACUUUUUUACGUCUUUUUUUCUUUCCUUCUCCCGCCCCUUGCCCAAUGUUGAGGAAAACGUUAAUGUUUGUGCACGUAAUUGUUCUGUUAUAUCCCAACAUUGAAUAUAGGGUCGGGGGAUAUUUAGGAAAAGAGAAACUCUCUUUUUUGAGGAUUAAAAUGGACUACUGUUAAAUUGUGCAACCUUCCCAACUACGUUUGUCUGGGAGUGUAGUUGCCUUUGUCAGCACAUCUAGCAAUCUGUUAUUACUUGGGCAGAGCGCCAAGUAAAGGAUUUGCGACGCCCAGGGAUGUCCCAAAGUUGCUGCCUUAUGUCCCGAAGUGAGAGCGGAAUUAGUUUGGAUAUCUCGAGAUCACUUUGAGUUGUCUGAUUUAUUCUUUGUUCGAGGAAGAAACAAUAAUUAUUUUUGGCUUGUCCUGGGUUUGAACCGGCUCACCUGUGACCCGUCAUAUCAGUGAGACUCUAAGUUGAGGGAUUAGCUGAAUGCGCGACUGUGACCCAAGGUAGUGAAAAAUGGAUAUAAAAUUAUGCAUUAGCUUCGGGUCAAGUUAGUGACUUUUCGGCAUGUUUCUGCUACAAUAAAUCUUUUAAUUUAUUCGAGGAAUAAUAAGUUACUUGUUUUGGCUUACCCGGGGUUUGAACCGACUCACCUGCCACCCGUCAGAUCAAAGGGUAUCUAGAAAACGCAUGUCCCCGAAAACACAGACCGUAGACCGUAGACCUCAAAAAACGCAGACCUCGAAAAUGCAGACCACGAAAACGAAGACCUCGAAAACGGCAGAACUACGAGUCUUAUUUAAGACCUAGACACAUUUGGUGAAAACAACCAACUUUGCUUUUUUUUUCUGUUUGAUGUUUAACUAUACUGGGUUUGAGUUCGGUGCCAAUAUGGCUGGACAGGCAACAGUCGAACACACUCGAAAUGGAGAAGUGGCUACCAGUUCAUAACAUUUGUUGGUAGUCGUGUGGGUUCGCAAUUCUUUGAGCCAGUUUAGGUUAGGAUUUCCAAGGAAAAGUUCCAGCUAUUUGCAUACUGGACAACAACGUCAACUAUGGCUCCAAUCUUUUUCACCCAUAUCAACCAACCAAAAGUUAACAACAUUGCGGCAUUCACACGUGCCGGACACAAAAAAAUCCUCUCAUACGCCUGAUACAAGGACGCCCAAGUGUACGCUCUGAUAGCGUCUUGUUUCUUUUUGAAAUCAUUGUUACCAAACUAAACUCUGUUUGGUCACUGUUCCUAAUUAAAGGGAUAAAACCUUGAAAUUUUUUUUGUUUCACAAUCGUAUAUCAUUAGCUUCAGUCCUAAUUUAUUAUGGUAACUAUCUAGUAAACUGAAAAUGUGCAUCAAUCUGAUUUAGGGGUGCAUUUGGUCAUUCAUUUCUUAUUACAGAUCAGCCUGAAUUCACUAAACACCCACAGAGUCAGACUCUGGUGCAAGGAUCAAGUGUAACCCUUUCAAGUGAUGCAAAUGGUGUUCCUGAACCAACAUUUACUUGGACCAAAGAUGGAUCUGCAAUAAUUGCCAACAAAAGAAUCAGUUUAUCAGCAGAUAACAAGCAACUGAGCCUGACAAAUAUGAAUAGUACAGAUACUGGAGAAUACAGAUGUGUGGCUACCAACAGUGUGAGGACAGUUUACUCCAAUGCUGCAACGUUAACAUUACAAGGUUAG
Molecule: messenger RNA, 18443 nt
Organism: Porites lobata
Lineage: Eukaryota; Metazoa; Cnidaria; Anthozoa; Scleractinia; Poritidae
Source: the annotation of a GenBank genome assembly